Phialemonium atrogriseum is the source of this 1967-nucleotide messenger RNA. RefSeq names its product Pyruvate/Phosphoenolpyruvate kinase-like domain-containing protein. Gene Ontology annotation, molecular function: oxidoreductase activity, acting on NAD(P)H. Bases 152 to 1945 code for a protein of 597 amino acids. Lineage: Eukaryota; Fungi; Ascomycota; Sordariomycetes; Cephalothecales; Cephalothecaceae. The record is from RefSeq and is a predicted model, not a curated record. The transcript has 4 exons.
AUUGCCAGGAAGUCAGUCGGUGAAGUUCGGAAGUCUUCGGUAAGCUUCGAAACGCAAAGAUGCAAUUCACCACGUGAUAUGGCAGUCUUCUUCCGUGACAAGGCGCUAACACAUUUGGCGGAAUCUAAAUAUCGAUUUGCCUCGUCUAGGAAUGAGAGUAGAAGCGUGUAUGCAAGACAAAGAGCAAAUCAACAUGGCCGCUACCACCCAAACCCAGUCGGCGAUCAUCGGCCAACCAGACGGGACCAAUGUGCUCUCGCGCUCGGCGCCGCUGCCGCCGGUGCCGCUCGAAGAUGACCAGGUCUCUGUGGCCGUCAAGGCCAUCGCGCUCAACCCGGUCGAUACAAAGAUGACGGGCGGUUACCACACGCCAGGCGCCGUGCUAGGGUGUGAGUUUGCGGGCGUGGUGACGAGCGUGGGGCCGGCCGCCGCGGCCGACUGGGGCCUAAAGGAGGGCGACCGCGUCAGCGCCGCCAUCAUGGGUAUGAACCCACUGCGGCCGCGCAUCGGCGCCUUCGCCGAGCACUCUGUUGCCCCUGCCCGUAUGACGCUCAAGAUGCGCGACGACUGGACCUUUGCGCAGGCUGCCGGCAUCGGCAUCGCCUGGUACACGGUUGCGUGGGCCCUUUUUCACGCCCUUGGCUUGCCCGCGGGGCCAAACCUCGCACCCUUGGAUGACCGCGUGCCGCGGCCGGUACUAGCCGGGCCCAAGAUGGCUAUCGACAACUUCAAACCCGGGGCCCAGCCGGCGACGGUGCUGGUCAGUGGCGGUUCCAGCUCGACGGGCACGUGCGCGAUCCAGAUGCUGAAGCUGGCCGGCUUCAAAGUGGUGGCGACGUGCUCAGCGCGCAACUUUGGGCUGGUACGGUCCUUCGGUGCCGACGCCGUCUUUGAGUACAGCUCGCCCACGUGCGCGUCCGACAUCCGGUCGUACACGUGCGUCAACGGGCUACGCCUGGCCCUUGACUGCAUCACCACGCCUGAUACUACGCGUCUGUGCUAUGCAGCGCUGGGCCGCGCAGGUGGCCGCUACGUCGCGCUCGACCCCUUUAGCCAGGCCGUGGCCGCCACCCGCGCUGCCAUUCAUCCGGACUGGGUCCUAGGGCCGGAGUUGAUCGGCGAGGAUGUUGCGUGGCCUGCGCCGCACGGCAGGAAGGCGAACCCUGUUGCCAAGGCGUUCUGCGAGGAGCGAGCCUUUGGUGUUCGACUGAAUACGAACCCCCAAGUCGUUCAGCUCGUUAAAAAUGCUGGGUUCGAUGCGCUUUUCAUCGAUUUAGAGCACUCAACGCUGUCCAUUGACGAUGCAAGCCGGCUGUCAUGUGCCGGGCUUCUCGGAGGGAUCACACCCUUCGUGCGAGUCCCAUACCAGUGCGGCAAUGGCUUCGUGCAGAGGGUCCUCGACGGCGGUGCGAUGGGCGUAAUAUUCCCACACAUACACUCAUCCCAGGACGCCAAAGCUGCCGUGUGCAUUUCGAAAUACCCAUCGUUGGGUAGCCGGUCGAUGACUGGCCAAUUGCCUGUCUUUUCGCUCAAGACAACAUUGCAGGAUCGAGUUAUUAAUGAAAGCAACGCAUCCGCAUCUUCGGUCAUCCUCAUGAUAGAGACCAAGGAUGCCAUCAAGAAUAUCCAUGAGAUCGCAGCGGUCGAUGGUGCCGACGUGCUCUUGGUCGGAUCUAACGACCUGGCGAUUGAGCUGGGCGUACCAGGUGGCUUCCAGACGUCGGUUUUCCGCUCAGCAUUGGAAUCGGUCAGCGAGGCUUGUCGGCGACAUGGCAAGAUAAUGGGAUUGGCUGGGAUAUACGACAAUUAUGAAAUCCAGAACUGGGCAAUCAACACGCUUUACAUCCGAUUCAUGCUGUGCCAACUAGACUCGGGAGUCAUUGCUAGCGGCGCUACAAAAUGUGCUGCUGCAGUGCCGAAGGUCCAAAAGGACAGCAGUGAGUGAAGAGGAAUAUAUUUUCCACGGG